Parasteatoda tepidariorum (common house spider) is the source of this 680-nucleotide messenger RNA. The record is from RefSeq and is a predicted model, not a curated record. Lineage: Eukaryota; Metazoa; Arthropoda; Arachnida; Araneae; Theridiidae.
GCCUCUCUAAUUCAGGGGCUCUAGUCGUGGUAGUAGAGACAGACUACGUCGCCAAAUUAAUAGCUGCACAUGUACUGUACAUUUUUAUCACAGGUUUUUUACGCUUCCUCAGAGAAUUAAGAACAGAAGAAAGUAGCUUGAUGGUGUUAAAGUUUGAGAGAGAUGGUGAUGCCUGAUGCAACAGCCUUCUACUAGAUCAUAAUGAAUGAAGUUUAUCUUUAUUUUUAUGGAAUGAACUACCUAAAUGCAUGUUUCGCUUAAUCUAAUAACGUAAAGCCAAUGAGGAAGGUAAUACAUAUUAAGUGUUGAGUUAUAGAUCAACAGACAUCAUGACAGUUACAGAGAUCUUAGGACCUGAUGUAGAAAUUAAAAUCCAGGAAUUUAAAAAAAGAUUUACAAAAGAAAUGGAACUCUCAAUGUACGAAGACAAAUUUAUGUUUUAUAGAUUUUUGAAAGCCCGGGACUUCAACAUGGACCAGGCUGAGUCAAUGCUGCGCAAGCACUUAGAAUGGAGAAAGGAAUUUAAAAUAGACAAAAUCAUGACAGAACCUUUCAAGCUAGAUGUAAGUAUUUUUACUACUUAUCAUGAAUGUAAUUACUACAUUGCCAUUCUACGAUUUCCAAAAUUUAAUAGAUGUAAUCUAGCAAAUGGUAAUGGUCUAGUCUGCUCAAAUCUUUGA